UGUUGUUUAUUUUCAUGAUUUUAUUUAAGUUAUAUUUUAAAUGUAUAUUAUGAAAAAUCUCUAUUAAAAGAAUUAUUGCUUGGUUAAGAAGCGAUCGCACCAAAACGAAAAUUUAAUGAUCACAAAAAUUAAUCCACAUGACUGAAAGUAAGUUUUUUUAGCUUAAUGUAUCUUCUUUAAAGUUUUAUAGUAUAGUUUCUUUAUAGUACAGUUUCUUUAUAGUAUAGAGUAGUAAUACUCAUCUUUAUAGUAUCUUUAUAGUAUUAAAUGAAAUGAAACUUGCUCAUCUUUCUUAGCUACAAAAAAAUCAAAACCAAAACUGACGAAAAUAUUACCUUUUAUUUUCCUUUUUUCCUCAUUUCAGGGUCUUUUUUUGUUUUUGAAAUUCAGUUUUUUUACUUCGUUUUAGAACGUACUGACUUCGUUGCGGUUCAAAAUAAAAAUCAGGACAACAUUUCACCAAAAACUCAAGACAAAAUAUCAGGACAUUGUUUGGAACCAUUUAAGAAAAAAAGAGCUAAAAAAAUAUUGAUUACCUUGACCAUUGCCUUGAAAAUUUCGUAUUGUGCGUCAUGUUUCUUUAACUUUCUUCAACCUUUAAAAAAAGUAUGGGAACACUAAACGUUUUUAAAUAAAUAUUUAAGAAAGGAACAAGUUGAUCAGAAAUGAUUUUAGAAAAAGGUGUGAUAUCCCGCAUACUGUGAGAAAUCUCUUUACUUGAAUUUUCUUGAUUAUCGAAAUCUAAAUUUUCUUGAGGAGAUAAGUUCCUUAAUAAAAAGCAGGCCGCAUUAGGUUUAACAGCAAAUUUAUGAUUAUAGAUGUCGUACAACAUUUUAUUAUAUCAAAAUAAAAUUACUAUAAUCUACAUUCUAAAUAAUAAAUGCAUACAAAAAUAAAUAAAUUGAAAGAAAUUGCAUUGCAUUGUAAUCUGGAAGCAAAGGUCAACGAAAUAAAAAAGAAAAAAAACAUUACUAAAAGUAAAUGAACUUAUAAAAAUAUUAUCGAUUUAGAAAAAAAUGAAAUGAAAAAUAUAAGAAAUGAAAAACAAUGCUUUUACUGAAAGUUCAUCUUUAACAUUACUUUCCAAUUAGCCCUCGGGCAUAAUAAGAAAACAAUUUUGACGGCAGGAAUGCUGAAUUCCUUUCAAAGAUGACGAAAAGUCAGAAACAAGAUUAACAACCUGAACAUCCUUGAACAAUUGAAUUUUGCAGUCUUUACUAACAUUGUGAAUUAAAAUAAGAAAACGUUAUUUCAAAAUUUCAAAUCUUUUGAUUCUUAAAAUAUAUUUUCUGAAAACCCAUUCUUGUAAUGUAAAAAUCAGAAACAUCAGGACAGACAGCUAAAAUCCAGUACAAAUACGAAAAAAAUAUUUUGUUGUUUGAAUGUUGUGCAAAUUCAAGUAAAUUUAUAGAAUUGAUUGUGCUAAACUCAAAGUUAUUUUCAGAAAAAUAAUUAAAUAAAUUUUCUCUUCUUUUUUAAAUGAAUCAAGACGAAAACAAUUGAAACAAGACAAGACGAAAACAAUCGAAACAAGACAAGACGAAACCAAUCCUGAUUAUUACCUUUAUAUAAGUUUAAAAACUAAAACUGUAUAACAUUUUUUAUGGAUAUUUCAUUGAAAAAAUACCUUUCUUCGUUUGCUAGUUAAAUAAUGCACAAAAAUGAUUUGAUUUGCGUAACAAUAAUUAAAUGCUAAUAAGAUAUUUAUGCAAGCACAGAACAUCCUGUAUUUAGAACUCACAAAACAUUUGAAUUGCUUGAUUUUAUAUUUCGAUAAUUUCUUUAUCACCUAUUAUUGAAUACUUCCUUACAUUCGAGGUUGACCUUUAAAGUCUUUAGUUCAAUAAUAGUCGUUAAAGAUUAGGGUUUAUGUUCUAAUAUAUUCAUAAUGAAAACCAUUUUACUCUUUCUUUAUUUUAAAGUAUUAUUCUUUCACACUUUUGCUUAUACGUAUUUAAGCGUUACUCAUCUUAACACAGAUAAUGGAUAUUGUGAGAUAGAUGGAGCUCGCAUAGCUGUUGGAGAAAGGUCUUACGAUUAUAUCGGAUGUCGAAUGCUCAGAUGCGAAGUGGGACAACUGCAUAUUUCAGGGUGUUCCGCAAUGCAGCCUUCCCAGCCGUGGUGUCACCUAGUUCGAGGAGAGGGCUAUUUUCCUAAAUGUUGUCCCCAUAUUGAAAAAUGUAAAAUAAUGAAUUAUGUUGUGGGGAAAAUGAAUAAUGGUAUCCAGAACACAAAUAGUGUGAUUGGAAAAGUAAAGGAAGAGAUUUGCAAGAAAGAUAAAAAUCGAAUGUAAAAACAUCCUAUAAUUUUCUAUUACGGAACAAAAUCUGUGUUUUUUAAAUCAUAAUCUGGAAUCACCUUUAUAAUGUCAUCUAAAUUUGUUUUAUGCAAAUAAAUUCAUUUAUUAAAUUUCAUAA
Parasteatoda tepidariorum (common house spider) is the source of this 2417-nucleotide messenger RNA. RefSeq lists its product as uncharacterized. Lineage: Eukaryota; Metazoa; Arthropoda; Arachnida; Araneae; Theridiidae. The record is from RefSeq and is a predicted model, not a curated record.